This is a messenger RNA of Microthlaspi erraticum, 1278 nucleotides long. The record is from the annotation of a GenBank genome assembly. Lineage: Eukaryota; Viridiplantae; Streptophyta; Magnoliopsida; Brassicales; Brassicaceae.
AUGGCGUCGUCAUCUCAGAAAAUGACCGGUGCUUGUUUCUUCGUGCUCUUCAUUUUCGUCGUAUGUGCUUUUACAGCGACGCGUCUCCGGAACGAUGAAAUCUCACGAUCGAGGAAGCUGAAAACAGAGGAUUCGCAAAGUUUUAACAGUUCAACAAUGGCGAUCAGGAGUGAACAGAACAUUACUAAAAGAAGAAAGCUUGGUUUCUUAUCAUGUGGAAACGGCAAUUUAAUCGACGACUGUUGGCGUUGUGAUCCAAACUGGCACAAGAACCGUAAACGCCUCGCCGGUUGUGGAAUGGGUUUCGGUAGUAACGCAAUCGGUGGUCGUGACGGACGUUUCUACGUCGUCAUCGAUCCAACAGACGAAGACGUCAUCAACCCUAAUCCAGGAACGCUACGCCACGCUGUGAUCCAAGACGAGCCACUUUGGAUCAUCUUCGAGAGAGACAUGGUGAUAAAUCUGAAACAAGAACUGAUCAUGAACAGUUACAAAACCAUUGACGGUCGUGGUGCUAACGUACACAUAGCCAAUGGUGCUUGCAUAACCAUCCAAGAUAUUAAAAACGUCAUCAUUCACGGCUUACACAUUCACGAUUGUAAAAAAACUGGCAACACGACGGUUAGAAGCUCGCCGUCUCAUUAUGGGCAUAGGAAUAUUACUGAUGGUGAUGCUAUUUCGAUAAUGGCGUCAAGUCAUAUUUGGAUUGAUCACAACUCUCUCUCUCAUUGCAAGGAUGGUCUUGUUGAUGUCAUCCAAGGUUCCACUUCCAUUACCAUAUCCAACAACCUUUUCACUCACCAUGAUGAGGUCAUGUUGCUAGGCCACUCUGAUUCAUACACAAAAGAUAAGAUGAUGCAAGUGACCAUUGCGUAUAACCAUUUUGGAGAAGGACUUCAUCAGAGAAUGCCUAGGUGUAGGCAUGGUUAUUUCCAUGUGGUUAACAAUGAUUACACACAUUGGGAAAUGUAUGCCAUUGGAGGAAGCGCAAACCCGACAAUCAACAGUCAAGGCAAUAGAUUUGCUGCUCCUAAUAACCGCUCAGCGAAAGAGGUUACAAAAAGGGUGAAUACAGAGGAAAGUGAGUGGAAGAAGUGGAAUUGGAGAUCAGAAGGGGACAUGCUUGUUAAUGGAGCGUUUUUCAUACCAUCAGGGGAAGGAGCAUCAGCAAGCCAUGCAAGUGCCUCGAGCUUAUUAGCGGCACAACCAGCAUCAAUGGUUGACUCAAUCACUUCUAGUGCAGGUCCACUUGGUUGCAAAAUAGGCAAACCUUGCUAG